Gastrolobium bilobum is the source of this 3612-nucleotide messenger RNA. Its product is annotated as disease resistance protein Roq1-like. NCBI's taxonomy places the organism in Eukaryota, Viridiplantae, Streptophyta, Magnoliopsida, Fabales, Fabaceae. The coding region runs from base 1 to 3054 and encodes 1017 amino acids. Gene Ontology annotation, biological process: signal transduction; defense response. Gene Ontology annotation, molecular function: ATP hydrolysis activity; ADP binding. The record is from RefSeq and is a predicted model, not a curated record. The transcript is spliced from 8 exons.
AUGGCAAGGCAAGAAUCAUUGUUGCCCUCUUCUUCCUUUAGCUUUGGAUGGAUAUACGAUGUGUUUCUCAGUUUUAGAGGCGAAGAUAGUCGUCACGGUUUCAUUGGCUAUCUCUACAAAGCUCUUCAUGACAGGGGAAUCCACACCUUCAUUGAUGAUAAAGAGCUUCAAAGAGGAGAGAAAAUCACACCAUCACUUAUCAAUGCAAUUGAAGAAUCAAGGAUUGCCAUCACUGUGUUCUCUAAGAACUAUGCUUCUUCUUCCUUUUGCUUAAAUGAACUUGCCCAUAUCCUUCACUGCAUCAAGGAAAGGGGUCGGUUGGUUUUGCCAGUUUUCUAUGACGUUGACCCUUCUCACGUGCGACAUCAGAGUUGUAGCUAUGAGGAAGCACUCGCUACUCAUAAACAGAGGUUUAAGGAUGACAAGGAGAAGCUACAAAAGUGGAGGAAGGCUCUGCGUCAAGCAGCUGACUUGUCUGGUUUUCAUUUCAAACUUGGGUACUCUUUUAUCUUCCUCUGUUUCAAUGAAUAUGAGUUUGUUGGGAAGAUUGUUAAAGAGGUCUCCGACAAGAUUAAUUGCUCUCCUUUACAUGUUGCUGAUUAUCCAGUUGGAUUGGAGUCUCAAGUGCCCAAAGUAAUAUCGCUUCUCAAUUUCGGAUCUGAUGGAGUUCACAUGAUAGGGAUCCAUGGAAUUGGUGGCAUAGGGAAGACAACACUUGCUCGAGCAAUUUAUAAUUUGAUUGCCGAAUCAUUUGAAGCUUUGUGUUUUCUUGAUAAUAUAAGAGAAAAUUCUAUUAAACAUGGAUUAGAACAUAUCCAAGAGACACUUAUUUCUAAAGUAUUUGGAGAGAGGCAUAUUAAGUUAGCAAGUUCCAAAGAAGGAAUUUCAAUCAUAAAGCAUAGGCUCCACAGAAAGAUUGUUCUUUUGGUUCUUGAUGAUGUUGACAAACUGGAGCAGUUGCGGGCAACUGUUGGAGGACUUGAUUGGUUUGGUUGUGGCAGCAAAAUCAUCAUUACAACUAGGGACAAGCAUUUGCUAACAAGUCAUGGGGUUGAGAAAACUUAUGAGGUAGAUGGUUUGAGUAAUAAAGAAGCUCUUGAAUUACUUAGUUGGAAUGCUUUUAAAACUGACAAAGUUAAUUCGAGUUAUGUGGACAUUUUAAACCGUGCAAUAACUUUUGCUUUUGGCCUUCCACUGGCUUUGGAGGUAAUAGGUUCCUACUUGUUUGGGAAAAGGAUAGAAGAAUGGGAAUCUGCAUUAGAUCAGUAUGAGAGAAUUCCUAAUAAAGAGAUCCAAAAGAUACUUGAAGGAACUAGUAGUAUCCAAAUCAUAAUUUUGGAGUUCCUCAAAUUUGAAGAAGUAGUUGAAUGGGAUGGAAACGCCUUCAAGGAGAUGAAAAGCCUCAAAACAAUUAUUGUUAGAAAGGGUUGUUUUUUGGAAGGUCCCAAACAUCUUCCAAAUAGUUUGAGAGUACUGGAAUGGUGGAGGUAUCCUUCACCAUCACUACCAUCUACUUUUAAUCAAAAGAAUCUUAUGAUACUAGAGUUACCCCAAAGUCCCUUAAUGUCAAUUGAUUUGCUCAUGUCAAAGAAGAAGUUUGUGAAUAUGAACGUUUUGAAUUUUGAUCAUUGUCAAUGUAUAACAGAGAUACCUGAUGUGUCUGGUGUCCCAAAUUUAGAAGAAUUAUCAUUUGGAUAUUGUGAGAAUUUAAUUAAAAUUCACAAAUCGGUUGGAUUCCUAAAUAAACUUAAAACCUUGAAUGCUAAUGGUUGCAAGAAGUUUAGGAGUUUUCCACCCAUCAAGUUGACCUCUCUUGAAAAUCUCCAGCUUUCACAUUGUCCUAGUCUUGAGAAUUUUCCAGAAAUAUUAGGAAAGAUGGAAAAAAUGACGAAGCUUGAUUUAAGUGGCACUCCCAUAAAAGAACUUCCAUUUUCAAUUCAAAAUCUCACUCGGCUUCAAAGACUAGAGCUGUCACGUUGUGGAAUUGUUCAGUUACCAAGGAGCAUUUCAAUGAUGCAAAAACUUCGUAAGUUGAUUUUUAGGGAAAGUGAAGGAUUUUUUAUAUCAAAACCGGAUGAAGGUGAAGCACAAGUGAGCUCAUUGGUGUUUGAGAACACUGUUGACGAAUUCAUUCGAAAAGGUCUCCCUUUGUUUGUCAAUGUGCAAUGGUUAAACUUAGCCAAGUGUAAUUUCACAAUUCUUCCUGCAUGCUUCAAAGAAUGUCUCUUAUUGAGAGAAAUUGAUUUAUAUUGUUGCAAGAAUUUUCGGGGAAUUGGAGGGAUUUCACCCAACUUAGAAACAUUCAUUGCAGUGGAGAGCACAUCCUUGAAAGAUUUAGACCUCACACUAUUUCCUGAAUGUUUGACGACACUUAUUUUGCGUAAUUGCGAGAAUCUUCAAGAAGUUAGAGGGAUUUCACCCAGCAUAAGAACUUUGCAAGCAACCCAAUGCCCAUCCUUGACAUCCGAGUGUAGAAGCAUGUUACUGAAUGAGGAAUUGCACAAGGAGGGUGGAGACAAAGAGUUUCUUUUGUUAGAAACAAGGAUUCCAGAGUGGUUUGAGCAUCGUAUAAAUGAAUCGUCAAUUUCUUUCUGGUUUCGUAACAUGGACUUCCCUGCGAUAUCUCUAUGUUUUGCUAUUCGACUCAAUGAAAAUUAUGCCACGUUGUAUCUCAAUAUUGAAGUCAACGGCAUUUCAGAAGUUAUAGGACAGGGUUUCUAUUUGGAUUGCAAUCCAGGGAAUGAGUAUAUAGUUCUUUAUGAUAUAAAACAGGAAAAGUUCGUACAUGAUGCUGUUCUUCUAGAAGAAAAUAAAUGGAAUUAUGUGGUGUGUACUAUAUCAAAACGCACAAACAGAGUGUUUGUCAAACAAAGUGGAAUCCAUGUAUUCAAACAAGGAAAGAGCAUGGAGGACAUUCAAUUCACCAAUCCACUGUUGUUGAAAGAAGAGCAAAGAUUGGUGGACAUGGCAGAUUCUCAGAGACAAUUUGUGCAGCACCAAAAUACUUUGGCUUCAUUGCCUUUAUUGGAACCACAAUUGGGACAGGGCACAUAAUUGCUUUCGUUGCUUCCACCUCCAGCAUCGAAGAAUAAUGUGAAUUGGCAUUCAAAUUCAAUGGUAUCAAAGCUGAGAAGUAGCACUUUCAAUUUCCAAGGCUGUGAAAUUGUGUCCAAAAAGAGGAAAAUAGGUAUGUUAAAUGUGGACUUGAACAAUGAAGCAUGUGAACCUUGUUGCACUGCACCUUCAAAAGUGGCUUUUAAUUCAGCAGUGUCAAACUUUGCUAGUGGUGCUGGCAGUGAAAAAGGAGAAUCUUCUUCUCAAAGCCCAGGUUUUGCUUAGACGCAAAAUAUUCAGGCCCUAAGUCCGCCUUCUUCAAGCGGCAAAGAUAGUGGAGAAGAAAUACACCUGAAAACGUGUUGCACAAUGUUGCCAACCACAUUUGACGUGUCUUUCAAAAUUUGAAUUGAUUGGAUGAUUUUCAGUCCAUGUGCUGUCAUGCAUGGAUGAGUUAUGUAUGUGGACAGCUAUGUGAAAGUUAUAGUGCUUGUUAAGAGAUGAAUUUUCUGUCAUGAAUUAUGUUCCAAUGAUGAAUUAUGAAUGCUGUCCUAUAUA